GGGGUGUUUGAGCUCGUUUUACAGCAUUCUUUUAAGCCGUUUAGUAUUUUUCACGCGCGCUUGUCUUUAGACAAUGGCUUCUAGAAAGGCAGCCCGAAAGCUGUUUGCGGAGAAGCCUGUUCUGGAAGAGCUUGGUAAUGGUAUUGAAAACGAAUCUUCCAACGACGGCGAGUCAGUGUCGAAGGCAGAUGAGGAUAAGGAAGGGGACCCUGAUUUUGAGCCUCUAUACUCAACGAUGAUGAAUGGUCAAACAGUGAGCCAAGCUCCAAAAAAAUGUCGUAUCGUCCCGUCCCCUAUCAUCACACCACACCCCCCCAGAACCCCUGCAUCCUCUGCACGUUCCUUGAGUCCAAGGUCAACUCCCAGAGGAAGAUCUCGUUCUCCACGGGGGAGAAAAAGGUCUGCAGGUUGCAUGUCAGCGGACAGUGACAUGGGCAUUUGGAAUGACAUCAGCGUGGAGGAUGAGGCUCUAGUGCUACCCAAUUUUGUUCCAAAGAGAACUCCAGGAGCUCAGCUCGUCUUGGACAGAAUGUAUUCCCCUUUGCAACUAUUUCAGCUUUUCUUCCCAAACUCCGUGGUGGACACCAUUGUGAAGAACACAAAUAGUUAUGCAAAAAUGAGGUCUGAAGCUGGAAAGAAAUUCCUGUGGGUCCCUAUGACGGCGAAGGAACUAUAUUUGUAUAUUGCGCUUGUUAUUUACAUGGGGCUCCUCAGCACAAAAACGAUUGUAGAUUACUGGUCAGGCAAAAAAAAUUACAAUUUACCUUUUCCAAAAUCAGUGAUGUCCAGGGCUAGAUUUCAUGCCAUCUCUUGGAACCUGCAUCUUUGCAAUCUUGAGGAGGAUCGAGCGAAUGAGCAGAAAAAGGGGACUCCAGACUAUGACAGACUUUUCAAAAUCAAGCCCCUGUACACUGACAUCAUCACAGCAUGCAAAACGUACUUCCAACCAAACAGACAGCUGGCAGUGGAUGAAAGGAUGGUGGCGUCUAAAGUAAGAAUCAGCUUCAAACAGUACAUGAAGGACAAGCCAACCAAGUGGGGUUAUAAACUCUUUGUUCUUGCUGAUUCUGCGUGUGGCUACACAUGGAACUUCUUUGUUUAUGAAGAAAAUGGUUUCAAUGUGUUCAACGAUUCACAAGGCAUAUGA
Messenger RNA from Sinocyclocheilus rhinocerous, 1147 nucleotides. RefSeq names its product piggyBac transposable element-derived protein 4-like. The record is from RefSeq and is a predicted model, not a curated record. Lineage: Eukaryota; Metazoa; Chordata; Actinopteri; Cypriniformes; Cyprinidae. The transcript is spliced from 2 exons. The coding region runs from base 74 to 1147 and encodes 357 amino acids.